Acanthoscelides obtectus is the source of this 3854-nucleotide messenger RNA. The record is from the annotation of a GenBank genome assembly. Lineage: Eukaryota; Metazoa; Arthropoda; Insecta; Coleoptera; Chrysomelidae.
AUCCCGAUAACCCGAUUGCCAAUCAGUUACCGUCGCUGUCUGUGCAUUGUGCUCGAAUAAAGUGCAAUUCAGGGUGGUUUCCGCGUUAUGAUCAGGUAGUUGGGCAAGAUGAAUCCCGCGAACAAAAAAAUAAAACUAGAUCCAGAUACAGUGAAAAUAGAAUCACAACAAAAUCAAGAGCCGGAUGAGGAAGAUGACAUAUUUGAAGAGAUGUUAGAUGAACCAUGCGAUGAAAAUAUAGAAGUAGAGGCAGCCUGUUACCCAUUAAAAUACGACAUAGAACAGGAACCCGUAGAUGCAACAGAAUAUAUGGUAGAAAUAAAUGCAGACCUACAAGAAAUGAUACAUGAUAGCACACCUCAACAAACUGAAGACGAAACAAAAAAUGAAGAUUCAACUGAAAAAUCAGAUAAAAAUGCCAUAAGAGAUUUCAUAUGCACUACAUGUAAUUUUAACACCUCAGAUCCGCUUGGCUUCACGAAUCAUUGGUUGAGUCAUGAGACCCUGGCAUAUACAAAUGAAAACGGUGUAUAUGUUUGCCAAAUUUCAGACUGUUUCCAUGUAGCAGGGAAUAUAAAAAACAUCCUGGUACACAUUGCAUCGCAACAUUUGUUCAGAUAUCGUUGCGCCUUCUGCUACUAUGUGACGUACUCAAAUGAGGAUUUUGAUGAACACAGCAAAAAGCACUACACAUACCAAUGCGUCAAAUGUGAUUUGCAAUCAUCAAAACAUUUUUUUGUGCAAAACCAUCUUGCCACUCCCUUGGAAUGCGGGUUAUGUGAUUUUAAAGCAGAUCAUUGGAUCCUGUACCAAAAGCACAUCAAUAUGCAUCGCUACCCAUCAGAUUCUAUUAUCGAUUGCGGAUAUUGUGGCUUUACAACUGGGGAUGAAAAUCUUCUCGAAAAACACCUAAUCGUCCAUUUUGAAAGGAGCAUAUCGUGUAAGAUGUGUCACUUCAAUGGAAUAAAUAUAGAAGACCUUGACAACCACUACAAAAAUUCUCAUCAUACCACACUUCAAGCAGUGAGAAAAAUGCACAAGUGCAAGUUUUGCACGUGCAAAUUCAUAAAUCUAGGGACUAAAGAGAUGCACGAAAAACUUCAUUCUAAGCAGAAGACUACCUUCAAGUGCUGUACAAAUUCCACAACGAUACAAUGUCCUUACUGCAACCACCAAGAUAAGAUUAUGGAUGAUCAUAUUCUAUUAAAACAUUCAGCCGAAUUAGAACUCGAGGGUUUACGAUUCGAAAAUAAUGAUGACGAAACGGUAGUAAAAGUAUUAAACUUGGAUUUUUUCAAAACUGAAGAUGAAUCAGAAGUAGAACAAGAAAACGAUACCGCAGAGCAAGAAGAUGUAAUAACGAUAUCUGACGACGAUUCAGAUGAUAAAGGGAUUGAAGAUCCAGUUGAAAUCUAUGCUGACAAAGCUUGUCACGGAUGCCCAAAAUGUGCUCGUAUUUUUAAGGGCAUGCAUGCAUUCGACAGACAUUUGAAGACGGUACACAACAUGACUUACGCAGAUGUAACAAAAAAAUUUAAAGUUAAGUUAUUAUGUGAAUUCUGUGGAUUCAGAACAUUUGAUGUAUUAUCCUUAAAAACACAUUUUACUAGUCAGCAUCUCGAAGUAAAUAAAACUGAACCGAAAACGGAACUAAAACUUAUAUCUGAUGAUCAACGUCAGGUAUGCCCCUUUUGUUAUUAUGUAACAUUCACGGAAGAUGAAUUUGAAGCACAUUGUCAAACACAUACCAUAUUUAAAUGUACCGAAUGUAACUUUGAAUCUACCAAGCGCCUUUUUGUGGAAGACCACAUGGACAAUCCUUGGGCUUGUUUAAAAUGCGAGUUCAAAGCAAAUCAUUGGCUCUUACUCAAAAACCACAAGUUGAAGUUUCACAACAAGGCCAGGUUUCGAAGAUGCAGAGAAUGCUAUUUUGAAACGAGAAAACCGGAACUUUUGAAAAUCCAUCGAUUAACCCAUUCAUGGGCUUUUCUACGCUGCAAGAUGUGCACGUAUAAGACGGGUAGCGAAAAUGCCCUGAAAACGCACUAUAAAAGAAGUCACAAUUGUACCGAACCCGGAAGUACGAUGUACGAGAGACCAUACCAGUGUGAUUUUUGCGACUGCACUUUCAGAAGAGAAACGUUUCUGGAUAGACACAGAGCAUUACACGGGGCGAACGGCCCGUUUAAUGAUAAAUGCAGUCAAUGCCAUACUUCCAAUAGAGCAAUGUCGAAAGACGAUUCCGGCAAAGACACGAACAGUGAAGCUGAUAUCGAGCCUGAUAGUUGGGCAAAGUGCCCUUACUGUGGAUAUAAGGACGACGCUCGAUACAGAAUGAUCGACCAUUUAAGCCAGACCCAUGAGAUCGAGUUAGAGAUCGAAGGCUUCCGAUGUGGAGAAACGCCAAACAAAUUAUAUGAAGAAACCGCGAAUACCGAAAAACCUGGUAAAAACACCACGAUGGAAUCAACAAACACAGUCAGAGACACUCUAGCAUGUACAUCAACUCAAAAGCAGAAGAAUAAAAACUAUGAAAAGUCUGGAAUAAACACUGAGGUUGAUGAAACGACUAAAGAGCCUCUACAAUGUACAUUAGCUCAAAGGGAAAUGCAAAACACAGACUUUGAAAAACCUGGAAGAAGCACUAAAGUCGAUGAAUCAAAUAGGAACGCGCCUGUUAUAGAUGAUGAUGAGGUUAUGAUUAAGAAAAAGAUAAUAAAAACUGAGAAUAUUGCUUUGGAAGAAGAUGUUACUCAUGCUGAAGUUAGAGCAAUUGAAGGAUCUGAAGACACAGACAGCAUAAAUCGACCUAAUGAAGAAUCUGAUGACAUUGCUCGAGCAAAUAUGUUACAAGAAGGUGCAAAUAACAUACAACAACCUAUUGAAGAAUUUGAGGAUGAUGUUCACGUAAAAGUUUUGCAAGAAAGUGAGCAUAUAGGUUAUGCAGAUCCUUUCAAAGAAGAAGAAGAAACAGCUGAUAACAUACUCCAGCCUAUUGAAGAAGUCAAAGUUAAGGAAGAAAUGAUAGAAUCUGAGGAAAUUUCCCGUGCAGGUGUCUUGGAAGAAGAAGACGUGGAUAGCAUUGAGGAAGUUGAAAUAAAGAUAGAAGCUACAGAUUUCCUAGAGAUAGAAACUGCGGACGAUGCUACUACGGUGGAUGCAGCUUGUUCAAGUAGUCGGAAUUUACCCCAAACUGAACAAAAAACAAGACAAGAAGAAAAAGGCCCAAUCUAUUACGAACAUGACCAGAGAUGGUAUUGUCCACUGUGUCCCUAUAGUGGGACGAGCAAUUAUUACGCUUUGCAGCACUAUGAAGAAAAACAUAAAGGACUUCAAAACCCUACCUUCAGGUGUAGGAUCUGCCGUUACGAUACAAGAUCUUGGCGGGCUUUCAGUGAUCACAUAAAUAUGAUGCAUCGUACGAAAGCUGGUUCAGAAGGAAUUCCUUGCAAGCAACCGGAUUGCAACUACAAAGCGCCAUCUGUUGACGAAUUGAGCAGGCACAUGGCGCGCCACCUUCAAACUUCCAUAAAGGAGAUGAUGAAUUACAAAUGUGAGCGAUGCAAUUUUGCUACGGUCUCCGACACCGUUUUUAAAAAACAUAAUUGCAUUUCAACGACGUACUACGAAUGUUAUGACUGCGGAUUUAAAUGCGAAACGAAAAUGAGAAUGUAUCAUCACAUCGUUAAGAGGCAUAGGUAUACGUACUCAAAAAUAAGAGGGUUCCAGUGCCGGAAAUGUGGGCGUGCCUCUAAAGACACAACUUGGAUGGACCGCCAUCUGGCGAUAUGUACGAAAAUGUGGUAAUUUACAGCUUAUUGUAUACAAUUGGAAUAAAUGCAUAAAAAUCUCAA